Messenger RNA from Cercopithifilaria johnstoni, 11943 nucleotides. The record is from the annotation of a GenBank genome assembly. NCBI's taxonomy places the organism in Eukaryota, Metazoa, Nematoda, Chromadorea, Rhabditida, Onchocercidae.
AUGUCAUAUUUUUUAAGAAAUUUUGAUCUCGGUGAAUCACAUACGAGCUGUUUCGUGCAUCCAAAAGUAACAUCAUGUCAGUAUGCGCAACUGUUAAAAUAUUGCGCGAGGCUUCCACAGGGUGGUCACGUUCUGCGUUUUCCAACUGUUCGUCGACGAUCUAUUUGUGCAUCCACGGAUUUCGAUACUGAAGCAGGCUGGGAAGGUGAUCGUUUUCGAGUAAUGGUUGUAGGCGGGGAAAGGCGAGGUACUGAUGGAACAGAUCAUGGAUUCCAGGAAGCUUCAUUAGAUCUGGCACCUUAUUUGGAGAUCCUUGCAACUCCCUCAACCUUUGGAGUGGUUGCUAUUGCCAGAGCUAUUAUUUUAAAAUAUGCUCCAUUUCUGAAAGUAACUCUUUCGUCAUUUGGCGAUAACAAAGUCGAUUCUCAACCUGUUGUAGAAGUGGAAUGCAAGGAUGAAUCUUUGGAAAAAAUUCCAGGCGGUGGAAAUGAAAUAGUUUUAUUGGGAUUGAAAUGCAUGUUUUCGGUGUUGUAUGAAUUGAACAAGCGUGAAUCGGAGCUUUGUGCCAAAGUUCUUACCUCUUUACUUCAUUUGCUGGAACAUACUCGAACCGAUGCUUUAGCCAAUGAAACUUAUGUUUCAGUACAAAGCAUGUUUCAUAUGCUCUAUCAAUUAGGGAUGGAAGGUGGUCCCGAAGUAUCAGCGAAAGCAGUAUCGUGUAUGAUUGCUUUAGCAAUUGCUUAUGGUGCUCCAGAAUUCAUCCUUUCAUCAGUAGUCACUCUCUUCUGUGAUAAACUCAAUAACUUAUCAGCUAAUGCAACUAUAUUAAUUGAAGUACCUGAAAAUUAUCAGAAAUUAGCAAACUUGGUGCGACGGACUCUGCUACGAAACAGUAAUGAGCCAGGAUGUACCGGUGAUUGGUGGUCGCAUUGUUUGGCGGAACAUGCCGUAUUAUCAUCCUUUGAUAUACGAAUACCAGAUAAUGCCCUUCCUGAUACUCCAGAUGAUCGUCGACUUACCGGAGCAAUUGCCUCUGAUGGAGAAUAUGUAUAUGUUCUUACAUGUUAUGGUUUAUUCAAAUAUGGCACAGGUCUGGCAGAAACUAUCGAAGGCAAAUUGUAUGCUUCCAAUAACAAUUUGAAAGCAAACAAAGGUUCUUGGUUAGCAGUAUGCGGUGGUGCUUUAUAUCUCCGUAGGCGUCACUCAUCACGUAUGUGGGUUAUUGAUAUUAUUACUCUUCAUGAAAUCGGAGAAAUUAUGUUGCAUACAAGUGUCAGUUCAGGUACCAUUUUCACCGAUGGCACAAUUUUCUAUCAAGCCACUGUGGAUGAACAAUGGACGUUAACGGUUACCCCGCUUGAUGAUUCAUUUACACCAGUUCAAGACUUUCGACAGAAUCAAAAAUUCCGCCUUGCCGAAUUAAAUUAUGUCGCUGUCGGUGAAACAUAUCCGAUACCACAUGAAUUACCUCUAAUUCUUCCCAAAUCUUUACAGGCCCAGGCAUCAGAUUUACAAAUGAAUCGAGAUAUGGCACUACUGCUUGCAAGGAAUGGAAAAGUUUAUUAUGCUGGUGAUGGUACGCGCUUAGGUUUGCAGAAUGCCGGAUGCAAUUGGAUGAAGCUAAUUUUGCCAGAAUCAAUAGUUUCAAUAGCGGUUGGCUUUGAUACGGACACAAUUGUAUUACGUUCUGGAUCCGGGCACUUAUGGAUUGCUGGUGUAGGACCUGAUGCUGUACGACAACGUAGUCCAACCGCUGGUCGUUUUCAAAAACAGGAAGCUAGCUCGGCGACUCUUAAAUUGAGGAAAUUUCAAAAUUUGAGCAGAAGGCGCUGCUUGUCAAUGGCAAUAUCAGCCGGAUGCAUAGCAUACGUGGUGGAUAAUGGGAAGGCAUAUAUUUGUGGCCGGCAUACAAUCCAGUGCCACCCUGAGACCGGAUAUAUUUACGGCUUGGAAAAUGUACAUCUGGCGUCUAUAGCUCUUGGCAAAACACAUGCUGUUGCAAUUACACGUCAUGGCCACCUCUACACUUGGGGCUUGAAUAAUCUCAAUCAAUGCGGUAGAAUCGAGUCUUACAUUCAUCCAGAAGCUGUUACUGGAAUGGGUGAAAAUGAGCUGUCUAAAAAACCAAAAACCGAAGAAACAGAACAAAGUUCGUAUUGUCUUCCGAACGAGCAUCUUUGGGUCAAAGAUUUUGCUUCUAUCUGUUUGAAAUGUGGCAGGUGUUCGGCACGUGGAAAUCGAUGUGCACCGAUAAGGACCAAACGUGAUUCGAAAGGAACGCCAUGCACAUGCGGAGAGGGUGAAACAUGUUGCUUGAGGUGUGGUUUAUGUCGUGCAUGCAGUGAACUUGCGGUUGAUGCUUUCGAUCGGGACAUGCGAGCAACACCGAUGGGAGCAGCACUUCCGCCAUCUCGUCUGAUUCUUCAGAGAGAUAGUCCCGAAAUCAAGGUUUCAUCUGUAUGCUGUGGCAAUUAUCACACUGUUGUAUUAGCAGCUGAUCGACAAGUCUUCACUUUUGGAUCAAAUUGUCAUGGACAGCUGGGUGUUGGUCAUGUAAGGAAAUGUGUUGGUCCAUACAAGGUGAAUUUACCAGGUAAAGUGCAAGUAGUUCAAAUUGCUGCUGGCUCAAAUCAUACAGUGUUAAGGACAGCUGAUGGAUCUGUUAUCACAUUCGGUGCCCAUAGACAGGGUCAGCUUGCAAGAGAAGGAAACGAAAAAAACUGGUUUGCGGUGCCAUCAUUUGUGGAAGGAUAUGGUCGUGGAAGUGGUACUGUUGCAACAUGGGUUGGUGCAUCCGGUGAUACUACUCUGAUUCAUAGUCAAAUUCGUAUCUACAGCAAGGAUAUCAUUUCAGACUGUCAGGUAGUUGCAGAUAAUGAAACGAUAGUGAUAUUUCCGAAUCAGGUCGGGAAAAAUUAUAUGGCAAUACGACGUAAAUUCAAUACCUUUUACCAAUAUUCAAUGGGUACUGAAGGUCUUUAUACUAAUUGGUGCUUGGAAUCGAAGUAUAAUUUAUUGUGGGGAUUUAAUGCCGCGGAAAUGCGUAUCAGAUCGAUCACUGAUUGUGUUCCAAUCUCUGGUAAAAAAUUCGAAUCAAAUGCAAUCUUUGACGAAACCCUGGAAGAGAUCGUCAAAGAAAUUAGAUUUCUUCGCGCGCCCGAAUUUAUGAUUCCGAUAUCGAACGAGACAAGUUUACCUAUCAAACAAGUUGCCAUGAAUCUUUUUGGAAUCGCGUAUGCUACAACGAUACUGGAAAGCAAACGCUCAUUUGCACAGAAGGACAAUCAGCUUAUUACGGAUCCGAAAGCAUCAAAUUUGUUUGGUGCCGUAAAUGGACGAAGCUUAUCAUGUGGCUAUCAACGUAUCAAUCGUUUUAAUGGGUAUGGAGGUGGUUGGGGAUAUUCAGCUCAUUCUGUGGAAGCAGUACAGUUUCGUACUUCACGUGAUAUUCGGUUUUUCGGCGUUGGCUUAUACGGCGGACGUGGCGAGUAUAUUGCUAAGUUAAAACUUUAUCGCCUUUGUCCACCGGACUACGACGAGCAGAACGUUGAGCUACUCAGUGAAUCUGAUGAAAUGCUUUACGAAUGUGCUGCACAUGAGAAAGCACAGUUAUUAUUCCCACGUUCCAUAUUAAUCAAAUCUAACUUGUGGCACGUUAUCUGUGCACAAAUUAAUGGUCCAAGUUCUGAUUGCGGCUCCAAUGGGGAAUCAAAUGUUACUGGUGAUGGUGGAGUACAAUUCUUUUUCCGCAAUUCACGUAUGUCCAACAAUGGAACCGAUAUUAAUGUUGGCCAAAUUCCGGAAUUUUUAUAUGUUUCGGAGACAUCCGAUGGACAAUUACCUAAUUUUGAUGCAAAGGAUAAAACUCUAGAUGUCUCCUAUAAUUGUAUUUCGUGCGCCAUAAGUUCACAUCAUCUGUUAACGGUUUCAACAAUUACAAUUGAAUCAUUGUUUCGUUUACUUGAUUGGUCUAUUGAGAAGGCCUUGAUGAAAAUAUUUAAUGAAGAUAAGACAUGGUUGCAAGAAUGCAAUGUGGUUGUUGUCAUCUUGUCAUUAAGAUUUUUACGAUUUUAUAUUUGUUCACUUUACUUUUCGCCUGAGGAUGGAAAACGGAUGAAUAAAAAAGAGCCGUCUGAUAGUAUUGCUGAACAAAUGGUGCGAUUUGCAUCUAUAAUUGGUUCAAUUUUUGAAAUUGCAAAUGACCAGCAUGGUGAUAAUACAGCUUGUUCAAUAUUACUGGAAGAAGCAGUUAAUUGUGCGGUACAAUGUUCACAUGUUUUAUAUCCCAGUUCAGCAAUUUUUCUGGAUCGACUUUCUUUUUUGAUAUCAACACCAAAUCGUGAAUGGUCAUUAAUUGCAUUGUUAACUAUGCUAUCUAAUCAGAAAUAUGUCUUACCAACUUUACUUGGUUCUGAACGUAACUUCAUGCAAUUUCCAAUCUUGCUUGCCAAAAUGAACGAACAGUUUGGUAAAAAAAGAAUAUCUGGAAACCAAUGUGCUCUUGUUUCUAUACAAAAUAUAUUUCGGUUUCUCUUUGAAGUGGCUUUUACAUCGACGACGUUGGUUCAGAAUGAAAGCAAAAUACGGCUUAGAACUGCUGCACAUUCACUAAUUACUGCAAUUGCACGAGAAUUGGUAACAUUUAAAGAUGCUGUUGGUGAUGGCCCACCUAUCCUGCAAACACCAAAUAGAUUUCGAAAUACUGCAGCACACGCAAGUUGGGACGUAAGUAGUGGUGCAUGCGAUGCAAUUGCAUUAAGUGUUGAUAUAACCGGUAUUACUUUACAUGGAGUUGGUGUAUACUGUGCUCAUCAUGAUCAGGAACAAGGUUUUGUAUGUGAGAUACUGUUUAAUGGAGGUGAUGCAGCUCAUGAACAAUGGAAUGUACUGGAAAAGGUUGUUGGAACAUUAGGAAAUAAAUUUGAGCCAUGUCAGCGAGAAGUUACUUUGCUACGAUUAACCAAAGCUAUUAAACUCCAACCUGGUUGCACCUAUGCUAUCAGAUUACAAAUUAAUGGUGGUAAAACAUUUUGUGGUGAAGGCGGCACUGGAACUGUUCGAUUAUGUAACGGGAGCCGGAUGCAUUUUGAAUCGUGCAGUUUAAGUCUAAAUGGAACUUCUCUGUCUCGUGGCCAAAUACCAUUCGUUCUAUAUUCCGUACAGGAUGAUGAAAGCGGUGUUAUUCAGCAGUUGGCUAAUUCUGAACAGUUGGCUAAUUGGUUCUUGCUGCUAAUUCGAAUGCUAUCAUCCAAAAUGUCGGAUCUAAUUGCAGCUGGAAAUUUCUUAUUUCAAGAGCAAUCUUUUUUCUCAAAUAUUGCAGGUUAUAUUAUGGUUUUUUUGGAAGCGAAUCCGCAACGUGCAUUGGAUGUAGUUGCAGUAUUGGAUGACCUACUGCCUAUGGUUUCAUCAGCAAACGGCGAACGACUUGCUGAGGAUCGAGAACGUGCACUUGCGAGGUCGACACAGCAGAACGGCGCUUAUUCCCGUAAUUUACAAACAAUUGUUGAGUCACCACAUCCAUAUCCAUCUUGUGGCAUCCAUUCGCAGGUUGUCGACUUUGGAAAAGAAGUCCAGUUCAUGACGGUGCAGUUUAGUGAAGAAUGCUGUACUGGUCAAGCAGAUGAUAUUUUAUGGAUUUAUGCCAAAGUUGGUACCGAAUGUUAUAUACCUAUUGGAAGAUACUGCGGUGAUCGUAACUGGCCUGAUCGCAUACUUUUGAUUCCGGGUUGCAAUUUAUGGUUCAUACUAGAAUCGGCAUCUUACUCAACAGACAAGGCCGUUGAACAGAUCUACGGUUAUCGAUGUACAGUUACAGGAUAUCGGUAUUCGGAAAAAGAUUCUGGCAUGAUUCUGGAAGAAGAGUUGACUUGGAUUUGUGCAAGUGCCUGCCGAUUACUUGUGCAGAUUCCAUCGGUCAAAACAGUGGUAGCAGCAGUAACGAUGAUCGAGGAUGAAAUUGACGAUAUUGUCCGUAAACACGGUACGCUGCUUCGGAAGGGAUUAAAUCUAUCCCAUGUCCCAACAGUCAAUGAAGUUCUGAAACGUAGUUUACCAAGUCCUUCGCAAACUUCAGAUCUAAAAUUCUUAAAAGAAUUUAUUGCUGCUUCUACAAGUACUCUCGCUGGUUUCUUGGCACGUUGGAUGAUGAAUGAACCAGUAGUGGAUCUUCAUUCCAGUCAGUUGCAAAUGUCUGAUGAAGAGACACGGCUUAGAAUUCCCACCCAGAUAAAACUCAUCCCUCGAGACCAGUACGGUCGCCUUGCAAUAUGCCCAAACAUGAAGGUCGAAAUCACGGUUCGUAUUGGUAUGGCAGCAGAAAAUAGUAAUUCAAAUCCUUGUCCAGCUGUCACUCGUAAUCCGUCAGUCAUAAGUCUUCCUCCGCCACAAUCCAUCAAGGAGCCAUAUCGCCCAGUUUACGUUAACAAAACACGAUAUGUUUCUAUUACGGCGAUGACUGCUUACCAGCAUUAUUGCUUCGAGGAAUUACGCCUUGGAUGUUACAAAGAUACAUUAAUGAAGGAGCAGCUUAUUGUAAACCAACAGACUGAUGGCAGUUUUUUGGCCAAUUGGAUACCCAAACAUGGAGGCACAUAUCGAAUCGAAUGCCGUUUGGAUGGAUUUCAAUUGGCUCAGAGCUAUUUGGUUGAGGUUCGUGAUAGCAAUAUGUUUGGUGGUUCAGUGUCACCAAAAGAAGGCAGUCAAAAUCGUUUGAGUCGAGGAGUGGCCCAUUUUAACAGGACACGUUUCGCUUUUUGUGAUCAAAAGCUAAUGACAAAAGGUGUACGAAUCCGUGCUUCACCAGCGCUGAAUUCAUCACAAAUUGGUAUCAUACCUCGUGGUAUCACUGUUUCUUAUAUUGAAGAAAUAAAAAACAUGGAUGGUGUUUGGUUACGGCUUACCGAUGAAGCAUGUUCAAUAUAUUGUGAUACGCAAUUACCUUCGCAGGGUUGGUGCUUGCAAUAUAGCAAUCAUCUAGGACGGUCAUUCUUAUUGCUACAGUCAGACUCUGCAGAAGGUCUCAUUUUUGGUUCCAGUUUACUGAGUACUACCAUUCAAUUACCGCAAAAUACAAAAGAAGCCAAUGAGCAGCAGUAUUUUGAGCAAUCAUUGCAAUUGGAUGUUGAGGAGAUAUACACAGCAUGCGGAUCAUUUCCAAUAUCGAUUUAUAAUUAUCCAUCAGUGGAUGCCGUUUCUGGUGAUGUUAUUAACAAUACAGAAACCGAUGAAAUAAGGUCAUCCGGUUGGCUUCACAAUAAGCAAGGAAUAUGGAUACGAUUAUCGGGCUUCGAUCAAAAAUAUGCUUUUGUACAGGAUUUAACUGGUAAUCGAUAUUUACAAAAAGUAAGUGCCACUACGCAACGCUGCACUAAUGGCAAUGGUGAAGGUUCGCCGGCAGGGCAGAAACCAGUAGCACAAAUUUAUCCGCGAUCAAGGAACGAGCAACCUGUACAAGCGCUGAAACCUUCAAUUGUUGACUGUUGCCGAAACGUAUUCGCUGCAUUUCUGUGGCAUGAAAAAUUAGUGAAGGAUGCGAUGGUGUGUAGUACCUACCUUAAAUUUCACCCGGAAUUACAUUCCAUAACUUACGGUCAAAAUCGAAUGGAACUAAUCAUGGCCACACCAUUGCAUUCAAUUUUCAGUAUCUGGCAAGAAAUUAAUACGGCAGUGCAAGCUAGCAUUGAACAGCGCUCAGUAUUUCUGCGUCCAAUAACCGCACGACAAUUUAAUGCGAACCCUAUAAAUGCAAGUAUUGGUACUUCUCGGCAGGAGUCAUCGUCAAAUCAACGAAAGGAUUUAUGUGAGCUUUGUGAAGAGUGGCACAUUGCACCAGUGACCACCCAUAUGCGUACAGCACAUCCCGGAUGUGGCAAAUAUUCCGGUGGUCAAGGUUAUAACAGUUCUGGCAAAUAUACAAGUGGCUGGUCAGGAAACUGUGGUGACGGUGGACGACCAAGUGCUGUUUGGUAUUUGAUGUGUGCCACAUGCCGAUCAAAAUAUUUGAUACAGACUCCAUCCGGAUAUCAGCAGGAGCGAAACCGUCGAUGGGAUGAAUUUUGCGCCUCCUCAGCUGCCGCAGAAAUGUCUCCAGAAGCAAUAAUCAAACAAAACGCAAUGUUUUUGUUGGAGCUGAAUGCGUGUAUGGAAGGUGAUAGCAAGGAUACGUCAACAGCAACAUCAGGAUGGACUAUAAAUCUUUUCCCACAAGCAUCCAUCGUAACACCAACAACAACUUCUGCACAUGUACAAGCGGGUGUCGGAGUAGUGUCUCAACCGCAAUUAUCAAAUGAACGUGAAAAUUUUUAUCAUGUACGAAAAUUGUCAUUUGCUAGUGAUCCAGGACCGAAACGUGUUGGCAUUGGAACUCAUCUCGCUCUUUCAAAUUGCAAUCCGUUGUAUUCGGAAAGACGGCUUGGUUCAUCGCCGCUAACAAAUGCUUUCAACCGAAGUGAAUUGGUUAAUUCAAUACGUCGCAAGAUGUUAGAGGGAUACGAAAAACGGCAGUCAGCUGAAAUUGUUCGUAGUCCAUCUGUAGCAUUGAAGUCACUACUGGUACUGGUUGAACAGAACAACAUUUCGGGCGGCCGUAAUUUUUCAACAAAUUUAAACUUAUCGCUUCGUCGACCAGUACUUGCUUUUGUCAUGGAACGACAUAAUUUGGCUCGUAUACGAGAGGCAAUGGCAACUGCUGUAGCUCGCGCUACAUUCUUCGCACACUCAUUUCGUGUUUGGAACUGGCUUCUGAAAUUGGUUUCAACCGAAUCCAGUGUUGCGGAUAUUCUUUGGCAAUAUUUGACAGCAAUGAACUCCUACGUACCCUUAUGUCGAUGGUGUAAAAAUAAUUUACGUUUAGCAACAAAUUUACGUCUUUUACCACAUCCAUGGCGUGUUUGCUAUUUGGCUGGCCCAAUUGCCAAUAAAAUGGUUCAUCAGCUGCAUUCUUUUUUGCAUACUGUUGCGGUUAUUAUACAAUCAAGUGGUGUAGAAACAAACCUACGUUGUUUAUGUUUCCGGGUUUGGACCUUCCAGUUAACCGUUCAUGAACAGGAUUUGCUUUCUCUAAUGUGCGACGUGUUAGCAAGUGUUGGUAACAUUCUCGCAGAUUCAUCCUCAGAUCAUUCGUGGAGUCUGGACGAUAGUGAACGAAAAAUAGACCAUCGUUCAUCUCAUGAAGAAAAACCGCUGUUUCCUAGAAAGCCGCAAGUAGAUGUGAAACAAAUGGAAGAUAUUACUGGUAUUUUGCGUUAUGAAGCAUCAAGCCAUCAAGCAAUGAUUGGAUGUUUAACUGAUGGGAACAGCGAAACCUUUUGGGAAACCAGUGAAGAGGAUAAAAAUCGACCACGCUAUAUAACAGUACAUUGCGAUAUUCGAAGCUAUAAGGCAACAUUGCUCACUGUAUAUGUGGACAAUAUUCGUGAUGAGGGCUAUCGAACAUGUUCCGUUACAGUUGUUAGUGCGGAAAGCGAUGGGCGACGUCGAAAAAUUCAUUCUGAAUGUCUUGAUCAUCAAUUUAUUGGCUGGAUCAAAUGCUGUGUUGUUGGAUUAAAUUGUAUACAAGUGAUAUUUCGUGGUAACGAUCCCUCCUUACGUAUACGUCAGCUUCGAGUUUUUGGUACUAGCACUGUAUUGGAUGUCUUUAAUGCUCAGUCAUUUGCCAAUCGAAGCCAAUUGAAACCUUCACCGUCACAUCAGCUGUUGUUCAAUGCUAACCAGGAUGAUGCAUUUGCAGUUUUCCAAGCUAUUGCUGCUCAGGCAUUCAGUGAUGAAUUUUCACAAGAAGAGAAUGGCACGUUACGACAGCAAGUGCUUGAUCUGUUAUUUAGUCGUAUACAAUUACAACCGCUUCAAGCAUUUGUUUGUUCCCAUAUGAUCAGUGCUUUGGAAAGGGAAGUUUCUUCAUUGCGUGAGAAAGCGAAGCGCAAUUACUCGUAUGUUUGCGGUUUGAUGGAAAUGCUAUUGAAGAUUUGUGGUUCACGUCAAGGUCUGGAAGUGUUUGGUGUUAAAAACAACAUUCUCAUUAUCCUUUCCGAGCUUUUGCUCUUUGCUCCUCAGGCAGUGCAAUAUCAAGUAUUAGAGACAGUUGAGUGUCUUUCUAAGUUAUUCACACCUUCCGCGGUGGACUGUUCGAAUUUCACGCGGAAUUUACUAAUCCUGAUAACAAAAGUGAUAACAUUGCAGAUACGUGAUAAGAUGACACGAUCACUAACUUCAGCUUCUUUAGCUACUCAUAUGAGAGAUGCACCGAUGUAUUGGCGAAUGGAUCGACCAGUUAGUACCGAUAUUGCGCAUCUCGCAAAACAGCUGUUGAAAAAUUUGAGUGAAGGAUUGCUGAAUGAAUAUUGGACAAUUCCUGUACGCACAGAAAUUGCAAAUGGGAUCAUGAAUUUAGCGUCCUUGAAUAUCACUCAUUCAUACGAUAGCGAUCAUUUGGCAAGAAUAGCAACGGAAGAAAGUGCAACAGGAGGACCAAAUAGCGUAGAUGUUUCCGAAGUCAUGAAUACCAAUAAUUCUCGACCAAAUAUGCUGAAGAGUGAAAAAUUCUGGCUUGGUGUAGCUUCAUUAUCUUUAUUGAAAGAAGGCCAAUGGCUAGAGUUGUCAUCGGCAUGGCAAAGUUUACAGAAUAACAAACAGAAUGUGUUGGGAACGUUAUGCGAUAAUCAUGACGAUGGACGCACUUUAGCCAACAUAUUUUGUGAAACUUGUCAAUGCUCCUUGUGUCGAGAAUGCUUCUCUGUGCUUCAUUUAAACAAACGGAACCGCAGUCAUGCUGUACAAUGUCUUGGUGUAACAAAUGAUUAUCCACAAGUUGACGUGCAUGAAGGUUCUACUCGAUUACGCUUACCACGUGUUUUGAUACUAUUUAAUCCAUCUACUCUGAAUGGAAUGGUCGAAUUUAAUCAAAGCGCUAUCCGAGAAAAUACACCUUCAAUGUCUUAUAAUCGAAUUUCUGAUGUUUCAAAUCUUGCUCAAACAGACGAUAGCUAUGUUUGUCGUUUCUGUACUGCUCCAUUACGCCCAGAUCAGCUGAUCGAUGGUUUAUGCGAUCACGAAGAAUGUCGUCAUUUUGCAACGUUUGCUUGUCAACGGCAACUCCCAUGUGGUCAUAUUUGUGGUGGUAUAUGUGACGAAGAAGUAUGCUUACCGUGUAUGCAAUGCAGGAAGCCAGAUAUAAAGCAAGAUGCAGAUGAUCUAUGCGCAAUAUGUUUUACGGAUCGUUUGGGUGGUGCACCAUGUAUUCAGUUGGCCUGUAACCAUGUUUUCCACUACCGUUGUGCGCGGACUGUGCUCGAAAAACGUUGGAACGGACCAAGGAUUGUUUUCCGCUUUAUGCAAUGCCCAUUGUGCAAGAAACAAAUUGAUCAUCCAUCACUAGCAGAUUUAUUGCAUCCAUUGCAACUUUUGUAUAACGAAGUACUGACUAAGGCACGUUUAAGACUUGAAUAUGAUGGCCUUUUGAAGUCUCGUGCAACUACCUCUGAGAGCAGUGAACUUCAAAGCAAUCCGGAUGAAUAUGCAAUGGAACGGUACAUGUAUGUGCUGUGCUUUAAAUGUGGGAAGGCUUAUUUUGGAGGUGAAAGUCGUUGCCAGCAGGAACUGGACAAUUCGCAAUAUAAUCCUGAGGAAUUGAUUUGUGGUGGUUGUUCGGAUGUUGUAGGUGCUCAAAUCUGUGGACGUCAUGGAGUAGAUUUCCUUGAAUUUAAAUGCCGUUUUUGUUGUUCAGUUGCUGUUUAUUUCUGCUUUGGUACCACACACUUUUGUACGGGAUGUCAUGAUGAUUUCCAACGAUUGAUGUGCUUACCGAAGAAACUUCUUUCUAAAUGUCCAGUUGGACCAAAAGGGGUACAAUUAGAGGGAAAUAAAUGUCCGUUAAGGGUAAAACAUCCGCCAACAGGUGAAGAAUUUCCACUUGGUUGUGGCGUAUGUCGGAAUAUCAGUACAUUUUAA